Messenger RNA from Wasmannia auropunctata (little fire ant), 3520 nucleotides. It is a transcript of the gene Jupiter, whose product is annotated as microtubule-associated protein Jupiter. Gene Ontology annotation, cellular component: nucleus. Lineage: Eukaryota; Metazoa; Arthropoda; Insecta; Hymenoptera; Formicidae. The transcript is spliced from 5 exons. Bases 294 to 1064 code for a protein of 256 amino acids. The record is from RefSeq and is a predicted model, not a curated record.
GUUCGACCGUUCAGUUUCUCGCCCGAACUCGCGGCACCGACAACCGCGAGAGAGCAUCGACACACCGCAGAGCACUUGUCACUCGCAGCUGAUCAGAGAGAUCGCGAUCAUCUGAAUAUCGCGGAAGAAGUUUGAAGACGAAGAGAUCCGUUCGUGCGGGCUCGUGUUUCCGUCCGCGCGUACCCCUGGAACAGGGAUAACCCCUGACGGGGAGGGCUGGCUGCUUCGGGGUCGCUCAGAGGCACCUUCUUCGUGGAACUGUCCUAGGUCGGGUUAGGUCCUGGGGGAUUGCCAUGGCCACCUACGCGACGUACAGGCAUGUCGAACUCGACAAUGUUGGAUACGGGAAGAAAAGGGUGCUGAAACCGCCCGGCGGCGGCAGCAGCGAUAUAUUCGGCGCGGCCCCGGAAGAGACGAGCCCGCGGCGUGUCAAGGCCUACAAUCAGUCCCAGCUGGGCUCGGCCCUCUUCGGCAACAUCAACGGCACCGACAAGUGCGACAACGGAAACGCUGCCGUGUCGCCCCGCAGCAACAAGCCCGGUAAUGAUUCAUACAAACGCCUGUUUGGCCCCCCCGAUGCCCCACCCACCCCAAAUGCGAGAAAUCGUAUGCGCAGCAAUAUUCCCCUCAGCGGGGGAUCGUCGAUCUCGUCGCUAUCGUCGGGCGCCGCGACGUCGCCCGCGAAGAGCACGGCCAGCAGCAACUCGUCGGGCGGCAUCGCCAACGGCUAUGCCAGCAACGGCAGCAACUCGUCCAAUGAUAUGACAGCUUUUAGGAGAAAGAAACGAUUUCGAGGAUUGCCGGCGCGCAACCCGGUCACCGGAGACGGAAUCGAGAUGACGCCCUUGAGGCGCAUCCCACGAAAGUAUCGAGAUGGCAAUCCGGUAACCGGAAUCGGCUACGCAUCUGAGGCACAGAAGAACGGGCCGGCCAUGCAGAACGGAAUCGCCAGCUCGAAUUCCAGCAGCAGCGGCGAGAAGUCGAACGACACGUCGCCGGCGACGGCCAAGCCGCCGACGCGCACCCGCGUCCCGCCCGGUGGCUAUUCAUCCGGACUCUGGUAAAGGGCGACGUCGUCGCCAUCGGGAGAGGGGUGUCAUUCCGUCCCCGCCCCCUCUCCCCCUCCUUCGAAGGGGGAUUCCCUCUGGAUAAUUCUUUCGGUCCUGUACUAUUAACCCAUUAAAGCCCAAAAAUCUCCACCUAGAGCCUUUCUUAAUCGUCGUCCGUUCCGAGCGGAAGUCUAUUUUGCCACUGUACACCUGCAGCGACGAGUAAUAAUACCUUUUCUAUGAUUUUUCUAGACAUACGAGAUAAUAAAAAUAGAGAGACAGAGGCGAGAUAAUAAAUCGUGGGCUUUAAUGGAUUAACGCUACACAUCAUUCUCUUUCGCUUUGUACUAAUUCAAGGAAAUACACACGGAAUGUGGAGUUAAGAAUGAGUUAACUCUUUUAGGCCUCUUGAUUCUCGGACGACGGAGUGUAACUCUUUCGGCCUUCGGGGAGAACACAGUGAAAUUGAUUCCGGAUGUAAUACGCGCUAACGUGAUCAAUCGCCUCUUUCAAAACGAGGAUGUUAAACGAUGUUCGAUGCCGGGGUCGAAAGGGUUCAACGAAAGAGCGGACGAAAGUAAUAAUAAUAAUAAUAUUAAAACUGCGAAUUCCUCCCUCUUUCCCUAGAUAUUCGCAACACAGAAACGAGCAGUGGGUUGCGUUCAAUCAGCAAUGGUGAAGAUCAUGUAUUUAAAUUUAUCGAGAUUAUAGAUACAUUAGAUACAUCGUGAGUUCUCUGGAUUUCAAUCGCGUCACACACGCGGACUCGUAUUUUAUGUCAAAGAUUAAUUAAUUAAUUGUAUUUGCGAGAAAUCGAAUUGCAUUGAGUGGAGAACAGAAGAAUGAGCCUAGAAAACAGUCCUAAAUCGGGAUAUAAGUCUUUAAAAUGUCUUUUAGACGCCUUUCAGACGUCUCUCGCAAAAAUGUCUUCGAAGCGUCUUUUAGACGUCUUAUGUCUCGAUUUUGUGUCUAGUAGGGAACAGAGGCAAAAGUGUGUGUCUUCGAAUAUUUAAAUGCCGCCACCGCGGCAUUUCUCCUGCGUGGUAGAUGUGGGAGCGCGCGCGAGGACGAAACAAAUCCCCGGGUUCCCUUGAGCGUAAAUUACCGGUCCUUCAAUUAGCAACCUCCAGCAUGGGAGGAGCAACUUUAUCGCGUAACUGUAUAGAGGUAGUUAAAGCGAUCAUCGCGCGUAAAGCGUACACCUUCGCGGCUGGCGCGCCGGUCGACGAACGAUUCGUGGAGUCGUAAAUCACUUUGUUAGGAAGCGCGAUUUCCUAUCGGUGAAAAAAAAAAACGAUUUACAUAUAAUGAAUCAUAUGAAUAAUUGGGGAAGAUCAAGUACAUAACUCUCGAUGGAAGGGAAAACAAUCAAGUUUGAAAUACAAAAUUAUAUAGUAAGAAAAUAUCUUAAGAUUUAUGAAAGCCGCCAGAGACUUGUGCGAUUUAGCGAUCCAGGAUAAACCUAAAAAAAAGGAGAGAAGUUAACGUUCAAUUUCUGUCUCAAAAUAUUUGCUAUAAAUAAACGCCACUUUGCUGUAUCGAUCAAUAAUCCAGUCACAGAAUGAGAAUAUAAGUCGAAUGUUAAAAUCAUGCGUAUUUGGAGUACUUGCGAUCUAACGAUCUGUAGGAUAAACCUAAAAAGAAGAAAAUUUUGGUUUGCGUUUCGAAAUAUUUGCCAAUAAAUGCCACUUUGCUGUAUCGCUCAAUAAUCCAAUCAUAGAAAUAUAAUAUAACUCGAAUGUGAAAAUUAUGUUCUCUUUGCAACGGUUUUAUGAUAUUCGAUUCAUUGAUGGUUGUCAACUCGAGUGCUCCGACAUUUUCACCCAUGUUGUUCAAAGUGCUUGGUUACGAUAAGCAAGAGCGUUGCUCGGUUUUUAUUUAUGCGACCCAUUCAUUCGCGAUCCCGAACGAUCUGGUCUUGUCACCGUCGAGCGACCGCGACCGUUUUGCUCGUUUCCACGUGUUGCUGCAUGUCACUAUCCGUUUAAUUGAAGAACUCGCUCCCACCUCCGAGGUGAAGGGCAACUGACACGUAUGUUCAUGUAUCAGAACGCAUAACAGAAGAAUACUGUGAUCGUAUGACCGUAGGACUGCGAUCGUUAACUAUAGAAUGCGGCGUUGAUUAGGAGCGAGAACAGAGUAAAAAAAAAACGUUGCACCAAUCAAUCCUGUCAAGCGUUCGAAGAAAAAAACCUGUCAGAACAACACGUAAUUAAUGGGAUAAUUGACAUUUUGAAUAGAGUAACCGUCGAUUCGUGGUACUGUUUGAAAAAAAAAGGAAGAAAGACGAAGUGUCGAUGAUUCGAGUCGCGUACGAUUAGGAACGUGAGAGGAAUGGACUGAGAAGUAGCAGCAGAGCGCGCGUUUGACAAAUGAAUCUGCGAGAUGGAGACCUCGGAACUGUAUAUUAGAAGUAGGCAUGUGUUAUUUCGAGAAAUAAAAGUGUACUAUGUAUAACCCAUUGAAACCAA